Molecule: messenger RNA, 1190 nt
Organism: Rhodamnia argentea
Lineage: Eukaryota; Viridiplantae; Streptophyta; Magnoliopsida; Myrtales; Myrtaceae
Product: coiled-coil domain-containing protein 25
Exons: 6
Coding region: 208-759 (183 amino acids)
Source: RefSeq, a predicted model, not a curated record
GGCCCUCGGAUUUGGAUCGGCCUCUGAAAUUUCGUGAAACUACGCAUAACGCGUCGAAAUAUGGAAUUUUUUUUUAAGGGGGUUUGGGAUCGGUGGUCAUGUUCCCGUUGGCAUCAACAUUGUGAUUUUGUAAUUGUUAUGAUCGGUGGACUCUCUCUUUGUUGCCUAGAAAUGGAUUGAAUUAGAUUACAGAGAUAGGCCGAAAGCAUGAUACUUAGAGAAAGGUUCCAUGUUGAUAAAAUGUCCUCUGCUCAUGUGUAUUUGAGAAUGCACAAAGGUCAGACAAUUGAUGAUAUUAGUGAAGGUGUGCUGGAGGACUGUGCUCAGCUUGUCAAAGCAAAUUCCAUCCAAGGUAACAAGGUAAACAACAUUGAUGUUGUUUAUACUCCUUGGGCAAAUCUGAAGAAAACGCCAUCCAUGGAUGUUGGUCAAGUUGGUUUCCACAAUUCAAAAAUGGUUCGCACCGUGAGAGUUGAGAAACGGCUUAAUGAUGUUGUCAAUAGACUGAACCGGACAAAAGUUGAAAGGAAACCUGACUUAAAAGCUGAGCGUGAGGCAGUCAAUGCAGUUGAACGAGCAGAAAGAAAGCAACAGCUAAGAGAUAAAAAACGACGAGAGGAAAUGGAAAGGCUUGAAAAAGAGAGGCAGGCGGAACUAAGGAGCUACAAGGGCUUGAUGGUUGCUGAAAAUAUGACAUCGAACAAGCAAAUUGCCUCCGCAAGCAAGUCUUUACAGGAACUGGAGGAGGACUUCAUGUGAUAAUGUUUUACUGUGAUGUGGUCAGCUGUUGCUUGCUCUCAACAAGGGACUUUAGUCGUUCAGCUAUAAUCCUAGGCCAAGGAGUCUUUCCUCAAAGAUGAAUGAUCUCCAUCCUCUAACCAUUGAUUCCCCUACUAUAUGGAACUGGCUACUUUUGAUGAUAGUGAAAAAAUGCUGGGUGCACUUGGUACAGAGAGGAAGUGUUGGAUUCGGAAAGGCUUAAGGGGAACUUCAUGUUCCUUGCUGUAAUUUUAUGAGAUGUGUCCUAUGAAGAAUCUAACAGAUACAACUUCGAUCUUUCGGGGUUGAAUAUCUACGUUGUAGAAACUUGACGAGACAUCAUGUUAUGCUAUGUUGUCUUGUGAGUUGUGUGGAAAGAGUCUUUCUUGAAUUCAACUUUUCAUAUGCGCUGUUAGCCUUUAAACUGCUUA